Molecule: messenger RNA, 1166 nt
Organism: Oryza brachyantha (malo sina)
Lineage: Eukaryota; Viridiplantae; Streptophyta; Magnoliopsida; Poales; Poaceae
Product: beta-carotene isomerase D27, chloroplastic
Exons: 8
Coding region: 44-865 (273 amino acids)
Molecular function (GO): iron ion binding
Source: RefSeq, a predicted model, not a curated record
GCCUCGCCUCACCGUGGCUGUCGUGUGGUUGCUGCGCUUGGCAAUGGCGGCGGUUCCGUCUCCUCCCGACCUCCUCCGCGCCCUGCCACCUGCUCCCGGUCUCGCUUACCCCUCUUGUCGGGGGCUCCGCCGCCGCCGGCCCAGCUCCUCGCUCCGCUGCUCGUCGCCGUCGGCGGAUGCGGCGUCGCCGGCGCGGGGGAAGGCCGCUCGUGAGCACCAGCCGUCGUUCGCCGAUGACCUCCUCCUCGCCUUCUUCCGGGCUAAGAUGGUGGAGGAGGUUGGAUGGGAUUCUGAAAAGCCUGGCUACACUGGGCUGAUUGAAGUUGCCAACCGUCUCAUGACCAGGGGGAAGAGUGCUUUGGAGACCGAGCAAUCAGCUGUCAGAGUACUCCAGUCACUGUUUCCUCCUCUCUUGCUUGUUCUUUUCAAAGCUCUUUUGGCACCAAUUGCUGAUGGUCAGCUAGCUUCCAUGAUGGUCGCUAGAGCAACAGCGCUUUCAUGCCAAUGGCUGAUGGGCCCAUGUUCAGUUAAUUCUGUAACACUAUCUGAUGGAAAAUCAUUGUCAAGCGGGGUGUUUGUGGAAAAGUGCAAGUAUUUGGAAGAGAGUAAAUGCCUUGGUAUUUGUAUCAACACAUGCAAACUGCCAACUCAGAGUUUCUUCAACGAUCACAUGGGAGUCGAUUUAUAUAUGGAACCAAACUUUGAAGAUUAUAGCUGCCAGUUCAACUUUGGAGUGCCACCUCCACCUCUUGAUACCGACAAAGCCCUAAAGGAGCCCUGCUUGGACAUAUGCACGAAUGCGAGGCGACGAAGAGAGCUUGGAAAUGGUAAUAGCACAGAAGGUUUGCAAUGUCCCCAAGUUUGAUGAGCUGCUUUUGGAAGUUUGGACAACAUAACUGAAGAUGCCAGGGCAAGAGUAUAUUCAGCCAUGGUGCCCCUUCUUCAGUUACUGCGACUAGACACAACUGCUGUAGUCUGAUGAUCAAGAGUAACACCUGUUGUCUCAAACAAUACUAGCAUAUAAUUUUGGUAUGUCACACAAUUAUACUUGGAAAUCAGUUUGGAUGGGAUGAGAGGUCCAUGUGAAUGAUGUGAUUGCAUUGCAAGGUCGCCCUCAGUUUCACCUUGCUAUGAAUUUUGAUUGGAAAUUACUCCCUCCGUUUCAC